Molecule: messenger RNA, 342 nt
Organism: Penicillium paradoxum
Lineage: Eukaryota; Fungi; Ascomycota; Eurotiomycetes; Eurotiales; Aspergillaceae
Product: putative MFS multidrug transporter
Exons: 2
Coding region: 1-342 (113 amino acids)
Biological process (GO): transmembrane transport
Molecular function (GO): transmembrane transporter activity
Source: RefSeq, a predicted model, not a curated record
AUGGCCGAGCCAAGGCCUUAUACCUCAAAAGGGCCUCCUAUGGACUCCUCCGUAUCUCUUCCGACUUCUUCGGUGCACGUACAGGACGGUGGAGAGAAAGGCUCCUCUAAUAAUGAUGUAGAGCUCAAGUAUGAGUAUCCUACAGGCCUGUCACUCACCUUGAUUCUCACAUCAGUUACCCUGGCCUAUUUCCUAUUUUUUCUCAACCUUGCCGUGAUCCUUACGGCCACACCAACCAUUGCGUCCCAAUUUGACUCCCUAGUGGACAUUGGCUGGUACGGCGGUGCCUACCAGCUUAGAAGCGCAGCAUUUCAACCUUUGAGCGGCAAAAUCUACAGCUAG